CGUGCAGCCGGCCGGGCUGAGGGCGCUUCUCUUGCUCUCCUGCGCAGGCCUGACUUCCUCUAGCCUGGCUGUGCCCGGGGCCUCCUGUUGUCGGCGCCGCCGCCGCCGCUAUCCUGCCACCCGGUCGCUUUCCUGCGGCUCCUGCUAUUGCUGCUGCCGCCGCAUCCGCUUCCCUAUCGUUGCCGCUGUCGCAGCCGCUGCCGCCGCCUCUUUCCUGCCGCCGACUUCUCAGAGAGCCCGGCCCACUCUUUCUACCUGCAGCUGCUUUCUACCUGCCGUGGUCUGGAAGGUAGAAGUGGUGGGCUGGGCGUGGGGCUCUCGGUGCAUUCACAGGUAAAAUCGUGUAAAUCCUCGUUAAUCAACAGUGCGGUUCCCAGGCUAGCAGCGGCAUCUACACCUGGGAGUUUGUGAGAAAUGCAGAUUCUCGGGCCUCAUGGAACCCCAGGAUACCACGUGUGGUAAAGGGAGCAGUCGUCCUGUCCAGGCACCUGUGUAUCAUCUUACAUAUUCUUGCCAUCAUAAAGAUUUCGACUGCUCUUACAGGCUGUGUCGACUAAACAUUCAUCUGUGUCCAAAGUGAUGACUGGUGGCCCUGCUCCUGUUCUCAUCUCUCUUACUGAAGUGGCUUUUUGGGUUUUGUAGCAGACAUUGACUUAGAAUUCCAAAAGCUGGAGCAAGGAAAUGAAUUUGGCUUGAGGAAUAGGAAUAUAUUGGAAAACAUGACAGACGUUUUAACUGCCCUCGGUGGAGCUUAGACUCCAGUGGCUUCCCUAUAAAAGUAAAAAUCGUAUGUAUUAAACUAUCUCUUUUUUUCUCUUGUGGUUAAAAGUCUAGAUGUAAUGGAAUGAGGGUUCUUGUCCUCUGUUAUUAGCUGAUCGAAAUAAGACGGAUGCCAUACCACCAGUUGCAAGGGAAACAAAGUGGAAAUUUAUUGUCUGCACAGACAAGGAUCAACACAGGGUCUAGAGACCAUAAGGCCACAUGCUCACUGCCUGAGCAGGUUGGGGAGCUUUUUAUUUCCAGUGGCAUCUGGGGGUUGGAUUUCGUCCCUGGAAAUCUCUGCCCUUAGCCCUCCCAUGUCUGCAUUUGGAGGUCUGGAUGUUGAAUCAUGUCGGUGAUGUUUAGAUCCAAGGACAGAUUGAGAACACAGCUCUUCAGGUCCUGCUUAUGCACCAAAAUCUUGGUUCACAGAUGCGUAGGAUUCUGACACCAAAUUCAAACUGUGGUUAGGGCCACAGUGUGGUCAGGCCAAGCUACCGGUAGAGGCUGUGGUUUGGCGGACUGUGAGGGGUGGUCGGUAACCGUGACGGAGUGGGGGGAUGUCUCGGCAGAGGAGUCAAUGAUACUCUUUAAGUACUUUAAGUGUGAACAUUGGCUGCAGGAGUCAGUUUUGAGGCAAUGAAAGAUUUUUGCUUCAGUAACUCGUUAGAGAGUUUUAUUGUGUAAGUUAUCAAUUUGACAUGAUUAUUUUUCUGCGUAGGACCUCCUUUGAGUUUUACCAUGUAUGUUACCAAUUUGACGUGAUUAUUUUUCUGUGAAUAAAAUCACAACUAUCUAUCUCUAGAGACCCUGGAUAUGAAAACAUUGGCACAGUGUCACAGGAAUUUCCUCCUUUAUGUGCCCUAGUGAUCUGAUUUUCCUGAUGAGCAGCAUAUCAGCCACACUAUUUUUUCUGUCUUUGAAGCAAGGGGAAGAUCUGAAAAGAGGGGACAUAGGACUUAUUUGGAUACAGUGUAUCUGGUAGCAAAGGAAAGCAAGAAUACUUUGAAGGACCAUCCCUACUGGGCAGCAUUACAUUUGAAGAAAUCAACUAAAAAAAGUCUCUUUUCCUUUGAGGUGGCUGAACUUCAACACAUAUCUGAGCUCACUUUUUUGAUUUUUCAUCAAUCCUCUCAUGCUGUCUCUGUUUCUGGGAAAAGACCUUCCCCAUUUCCUCUUUUAAUGUUACCUUUACACACUUGCAUUGUUUGCAGUACCUUUCAGUUUUGCUGUCCUCAUAACACUCUAGUCACUGAUGGGCCCUGGUGGAACAGUGGUUAAAGCUCUUGGCUGCUAACUGAGGGAUUGGUAAUUGGAACCCAUUAGCUGCUCCACAGGAGAAAGAUGUGGGAGUCUGCUUCUGUAAAAAUUACAGGCUUGGAAACCCUAUGGUGCUGUUCUACUCUGUCCUAUAAUAUCGUCAUGAGUUGAAAUCAACUCGAUGGCAAUGGGGUUUGGUUUGGUUUGGUUUUUACUCACCAUCACUUUCAAUCAUCAUGAAAUUAUUUCUUAGUAAAGUUCUUACUCUCCGGACUUUUAUCAAAAUCCUGGAAGAGCCAACUGCCUCAGUCUUUCAUUCCUCACAGGUACCUUGUUCUUCAUAAAAUUUCCUUACUGCCUUGUUUCAUGUUAUGAACUACAAAACCACUUAAAAUUAUUGUGUCAGUUUCUCAACAGGAUAAUAAUGGACAAAAGUUAUCCCUUGAACAUAUAAUAGUGCAAUUCAUGAAGAAUGAUUCCUGCUCGUCCAUGAAAAUAUAUGGUAGAAAGCCUCCAAACAAGUAAAGAAGAUAAAGUAAAGACAUAUAAAGAAGGUAAUCAGUGUGGAAAAACUUUGAGCCAGAUUGCAAAUCUUACAAGGCUCAAAAGAGCUGCUGGAGUAAAUGCUUCCGAAUGUUGUGAGUGUGGAAAAGCCUUCAAGGAUCAUACAUUUAAGCAUCACAUCAGAUCUCACACUGGAUACAAACCUUGUUAUUGUAAGGAAUGUGAAGAAGCCUGCAGUUGGUCGUCUUUCAUAAAACCUCAUUUUAGGACACUUACUGGUGAGAAACUUUGUACAUGUAAGGAUCGUGGGAAACCCUGUAGUUGUUCCUUGUCCCUAACUAAACAUAUAAGAACUCACAGGAGAGAGAGGCCUUAUGAAUGCAAGGAAUGCGGUAAAGCUUUUAGUCAAUCCUCAGACCUCACUACCCAUAUAAGAUCUCACAGUGGAGAGAGGCCUUAUGUAUGUAAGGAAUGUGGCAAAACCUUUAGUUUUUCUUCAAGCCUCACUGUCCAUAUAAGAACACACAGUAGAGAGAGGCCUUAUGAAUGUAAGGAAUGUGGGAAAACCUUUAGACAUUCUUCAAACCUCACUAGACACAUGAGAACUCACAGUGGAGAGAGGCCCUAUGAAUGUAAGGAAUGUGGGAAAGCCUUUAGUCGUUCCUCAUUCCUCUGUAACCAUAUAAAGAUUCACAGUGGAGAGAGGCCUUAUGAAUGUAAGGAAUGUGGGAAAGCAUUUAAGCAGGCCUCAUCCCUCAUUCAGCAUAGAAGAACGCACAGUGGCGAAAGGCCUUAUGAAUGUAAGGAAUGUGGGAAAACCUUUAGUCGGUCCUCACACCUCACUCAACAUGAAAGAACACACAGUGGAGAGAGGCCUUAUGAAUGUAAUGAAUGUGGGAAAGCGUUUGGUUGUCUCCCACACCUCACCAGACAUAUGAGAACUCACAGUGCAGAGAGGCCUUAUGUGUGUAAUGAAUGUGGAAAAUCCUUUCGUCGGUCCUCGACCCUCUGUUAUCAUGUAAGAACUCACAGUGGAGAGAGGCCUUAUGAAUGUAAGGAAUGUGGGAAAGCCUUUACUUGUUUCUCACGCCUCACCGCACAUGUAAGAAUUCACAGUGGAGAGAGACCUUAUAAAUGUAUGCAAUGUGAGAAAGCCUUUAGUUCUUUCUCACAGCUCACUAGGCAUAUGAGAACUCACAAUGGAGAGAGGCCUUAUGAAUGUAAGGAAUGUGGGAAAGCCUUUAGUCAGUCCUCAACCCUCUCUGGCCAUAUAAGAACUCACAGUGGAGAGAGGCCUUAUAAGUGUAAGGAAUGUGGAAAAGCUUUUAGUCACUCCUCAUAUCUCACUAUACAUAAAAGAGCUCACACUGGAGAUAGACCUUAUGUAUGUAAGGAAUGUGAGAAAGCCUUUAGUCGUUCCUCGUCCCUAACUACACAUAUGAGAACUCACAGUAAAGAGAGGCUUUAUGAGUGUAAGCAAUGUGGGAAAGCCUUUAAUCGGUUCUCAAACCUCUCUUACCAUACAAGAACUCACAGUGGUGAGAGGCCUUAUGAAUGUAAGGAAUGUGGAAAAGCCUUUAGUCACUCCUCACAUCUUAUUGUACAUAAAAGAGCUCACACUGGAGAGAGACCUUAUGUAUGUAAGGAAUGUGGGAAAACCUUUAGUCAGUCAUCACACCUCACUGCACAUAUAAGAAUUCACAGCAGAGUAAGGCCUUUUGAUUAAGGGAAUGUGCAAAACCAAAAAAAAAAAAACAAAAAACCUGUUCCCGUUGAGUCCAUUGCAACUCAUAGUGACCCUAUAGGACAGAGAACUGUCCCAUAGAGUUUCCAAGGAGCGCCUGGUGGAUUUGAACUGCUGACCUUUGGUUAGCAGCCAUAGCACUUAACUACUAUGCCACCAGGGUUUCCAAGGGAAUGUGCAAAAGCCUUUGCUAUUCUUUACCGUGAGGAACACAAAAGUCAUGGUGGAGAGAGAGCUUAUGAAUGUAAAGACUGUGAGGAGGUCUUUAGUUCUUUCUCAUGCCUCUCUAAACAUGUAAGAUCUCCCAGUGGAGGAAGGCCUUAUGUAUGAAAGGAAAGAGAGAAGGCUCACCAGAAAGACAAUACAUGUGUAAGUAAUGUUGGAAAGCUUCAGUCGUCCCUCAUCUUUUUGAAAACGUAAAAUACAUUGGAUAGAAACCAAGUAAUGUAAAGAAAGUUUUUGCUUUUCCUCUCAUACUACCUAAGAUUGUGAGAAUUCACACAUAUGAGAAAGCCUUCGCUAAUUCAAAAACCAAAACGAAACCCACUGCCAUCGAGUUGAUUCCGACUCAUAGCAAUCGUAUAGGACAGAGUAGAACUGCCUGAUAAGAGUUUCCAAGGAGCACCUGGGGGAUUCGAACUGCCAGCCUCUUGGUUAGCAGCCAUAGCACUUAACCACUAUGCCACCAGGGUUUCCUUCACUAAUUACUUCUACUAAAUACGUGACAAGUCAGAUUUGAGGCCUGUCAUGUAUAUGUAAGGAACAUGGAAACAUCUGUGAGUCUAUGGAAUUCUUACAAAACAUGUAAUUUAUUACACUGUGGAUUGAUCCUAUGAAUGUAAAAGAUGAGGGAAACCUUUAUUGUCCUUUCUUAGUAACCCCUAUGAGACGUCACACCCAUAGAGAAAUUGUGAUUGAAGCCAAAGUACCCUUUCAAUUGUAGCACAUGGCUUUAAAUAAGUAUCCAAAUGUCAUUUUGCUGUUAUAUUCACAUUUUCUUUAUUGCAAAAUCUCAUCAACAUAUGGAUAUCUUGAAACUUGUUUUCUAUUUAACAGGUAUUUUUAAAACUUUUUGUACUUUUCCACAUUCUAAUGCAGUAUGGUCUCAUAGAAAAUUUAACAGUAAAUCAUGAGGAAAACCCAUAAAUUAUUCAAAUUCUUGCCACAGUUGUUGUUUUGAGUAUUUUCUUUUAGCCUUCUUUGUAUGCAAAGUAGCAUUUUCUGAAAGAUUCUGAUUGUUCCUGUAUGUGUAGUGUUGUACUAAAUAUUUUACAUAACAUGUAUAUUUUUUAUCCCAUUCCUGUUGAGUCAAUUCUGACUGAUAGCAACCCUACAGGACAGAGUACAACUGUCCCACAGGGUUUCCAAGGAACGGCUGGUGGAUUUGAAAUGCCAACCUUUUGGUUAGUAGCAAAGCUCUUAACCACUGCACCACCUGGCCUCCCAUAGGGUCGCUAUGAGUCAGAAUCGAUUCGACAGCAGUGGGUUUUUGGUAUAUUUUUUAAAUUUAAAAAUGAUAAUCUACUUUUGGAAUGUACCGUAGUAUGAGUUUUGACACAUAUCAAUUCAUAUAAUCAGUACAACAAGGAAAGCACAGAAUAGCUCUUACCUCCAAGUAAUCCAUAGUGCUGCCUCUUUUUAGUCCACCUUCUCCUCAAUGUGAAUUCCUGGCAACUGUCCCUAUACUAGUCAUUCAGUAUGUAGCUUUUAGAUUCUGGCUCCUUUCAUUUACCAUCAUGGAUUGGAGAUUUAUGUAUGUUGAUGAAUGUAUUGAUAGUUUGUUCCUUUUUAUUGCUGUAUAGUAUUCCAUUGUAUACACAUCUCACUUUGUGUAUAUACCAGUAGAAGGAUAUUUGUGUUGUUUCCUCUUUUUGUGAAUAAAACAGCUAAAAAUGUUUAUGCACACAUUUUUAUGUGAACAUAAAUUUUAUUAUUUUUUUGUGUGCAUAUAUCCCUAUGAGUGUGUCAUAUGGUAGUUUUAUUUACUUUUAUACAAAACAACCAAUCAGUUUUUCAAAGGGGUUGUGCCAUUUUAUAUUCCACCAAUGAUGUAUAAUUCCAGUUGUUACUGGGAUUUAUAGAGGCUGUUUUGGAAGGAAUUUAGCAAACUUCCGUGUGCUACUGGCUUUAGGGAAUUAAGUUUGGUUGGGCCGCUUACCUGAUAGGCAGCCCCACAUCUGCUGGGGAGAGGGUGUGGGAUGUUUCAUCUAGAUUCAGCCACAAUCAAGUGUAUGAGUUUCCAGGAUAUGCCACCACUGCUCAGACUGAAAGUUGGAGAAAACUUACAAUGUCCAAGUGGUGCACUAUGCAGUAGCUCGGCACUGGAGAACCUACAUGGAAUAAAUUAGGUACAAAAGGGCCCCCACUGGAAGCCUGGGAAGCGAUCUCAGUGGGAUCGGAAAGGGAAGCCCUUCUUCCUGUAAUGUCCUCCAUACACUGGAUAUUGACCAAGGAGAAAAAUAUAAGGCCCAGCUCUAUUAUCAAAGAGUAGGCAAAAGAGAUACUGUAGCAGAAGCAAAAAAUAGAUCAAGACAAUCAUAAAAUGUGGAUUUGUAUUAUGUUCUUUUUCUGUGAGUGACAAACCUUCUAGCAAUGUGAAUAUAAAAUGGUGUUACAUUAGACUUUGUCUAAGUGCACAAGGAAGAGAAUAUCAGCAUCUGCCCAAAGUUGAUUCUUGUGAGGUGGAGGUUAGACAUACCUACACUCUCCAAAUUUUUUACCCGUUCCUGACACCAGCUGUCGCUCUCACAGCACUGUCUGCUGCUUUUCUGGGUUUGAUAAUUUGUUGUAAUGGCCACAUAGAUCUUGCAGACCAUACUAAUGAUUAUGUGGUUUAUUGGGGGGAAGUAACAGGUUACAAUUUGGGAUCAGGAUCAACUUGGAAGUAACAGAAACAACUAAGGAUACAAUUCUUUGAUCAGACAACUUGGCCAUGUCCGCAGGCAGGUCACUGCUGUGGGGCCCCAUUUGGUCCUGGCCUCUGCCUAUUCAGGCAAGGGUUGCAACUCUUUGGCACUGCCAUUAAGUGCCUAGAGGCACCCCACUCCACCAGGAAGCCUCUUGUCCAAAGGUGCUCAACUCUUUCAUUCUGGGUCAGUGAGCCCACUACAGCCAUCUGCUGGUCCCAUGUCACUGCUGUCUUGUGCCACCUCCAGUGUUACAGCUGUCUCUCUGUCUCCUGGGUCUAGGGGUUUCUCAGCACGGUGACCCUGGGUCCAGCAGACAUGCUUCACUCCAGGUUCUUGAUGGUAACGAUGCCACCCCCCCAUAACUUGUGGGUUUGGCUCUUUUUAAGCUUAGUGAGAUGGAAAAACUAACCACUCUCCUUGGUAGGCCAUAGGCACCUUAUUUGCAUAAUCCCACCCAAGUAUUUUUGGGUGUUACAAAACCAUGGCCAGAAAGACCAUAUAAAAAGAAACCCAGUGCCCUGCACCAAGGCUUCUUUCUUGGUUGCCAACCUAUACUUCCUCCCAGUUGUGGGCUUAAAGUGUCUGUUCCUGUGCUUGUCUACUUCUGAUCUCCACUCUAAAUGGUCCCUUGAUACCAAUUGCAAAUGCAAUUCUUCUGUCUCUAAGUACCUGGAGCAAGAUCUGAUCUCAUAAAAGGUACAGUCCUCUAGACAUACAUGUCUGGCCAACACUUCAGACACUAACCACAAGUUUGGGGGCUCCCAGGGCUACCAGUAUUUCCAACUAACUGAAAUUUGAUGGUGCCCUUUACUCAUUGGUUCAAUAAAUUGCUAAAAUGACUCAACUCAGGAAGUGCUGUACUUAAAAUUGGAUUUUAAGCAAAAGGAUACAAAUCAGAAUCAGCAUAAAAAAGAGACACACAUGGCGAGGUUUGAGAGGGUCUCAAAUAGGAAGCUCCCAUAUCUCAUGGUACUUUAUACGCUCCCUCCACCUAUGCAUAGGAGUCUUAUCAAGAACCAGGAAGCUCACCUGACCUUCACUGCCCAGAGUUUUUAUUGUUUUUUAACUAAGGCACAAGUGAUUGAAUCAUUGGUCAUAUGAUUGAAUUCACUCUCCAGCCCCAUCUCCUAUCUGGAGUUCAGGUAGAGGUGCUUAUUGUUAUGUUACAUGAUGGGUCUUUUGUGCCUCACACCUUGAGUCACCUUAGAAUGUGUUACACAAUGUGCCCUGACUACUUCAUGAAAGUCAGAGACAUUCCAACUCUUUGCAUAAAAUAAUUUUUCACCACACAGGGUUGCUUUUCUUUCCCUAUGUUAAGGUGGAAAAUAUGGCUUACCAUGUAACCAGAAAUACCAGGUGAUACAAAAGGUCAUCAUGUUUGGUACAGUAGAGGUUAGGUAAAAGCAAGGUUAACCCUGAAUGAGAUUUAUCGCCCUAAUAGCCACAACAAUGUGCCCAAACAUCCCAAUGAUCAUGAAUAUGUUGCAGGAAAUGUUGAUGUUGUCAAGGAUUUUGCUCAGAUCCACAAUUAACGCCCAUGGAAGUAGUAGUCAAGAAAUAAAACAACAUAUUGGGAAAAUCUGCAAAAGACCUCUUUAAAAUGCUAAAAAGCAAAGAUGUUCCUUUGAGGACUAAGGUGCAUCUAACCCAAGCGAUGGGAUUUUCAAUUGCCUCAUAUGGAUAGGAAAGCUGCACAAUGAAUAACGAAGUCUGAAGAAUUGAUGCCUCUGAAUUAUGGUGCUAGUGAAGAAAACAAUAUGCCAUCAACUGCCAGAAGAAUGAACUAAUCUGUCUCAGAAGAAGUAGAGCAAGAAUGCUUCUUAGAAGGAUGGUGAGAUUUUGUCUCAAGUACUUUCAACAUGUUACUUAGGAAGGACCAAUCUGUGGAGCAGGACAUCAUGUUUUUUUAAAAAUAGGGGUCAUCAAAAGAGAAGAUCCUCAGGAAGAUGGACUGACACAGGAGCUGAAACAAUGGACUCAAACACAGCAAUCAUUGUGAGGAUGGUGCAAGGAAAGAGCAGCGUUUUGUUGUAUAGAGGGUCACUAUGAGUCAGAACAAUCUAUAGCACCUAACAACAACCAGAACAAUACAUGUGAGUACAUAUGACACUGUACUGAAGAGAAAGCGUGUGAGAAUUUGUGUGUGUGUAUGGGUGUAUGUGUUCAGACUAAAAAAAAAAAAGUUCUUAAGACAGUGGAGUUAGAAAAAAAAGAACAAAAGAUCAUGAUUAAAGGUUAAUACUCCAUAUCUUGAAUACUGGAAGGGGCAGUCAUGAGGUAACAUAACAAUAGUUAGAUGAUGAUGGAGAAAUGGCAACUGUUGAAGAUGAUCGGCCUGGUAUUGGACAGGAUGGACCUGGUACUGGAGAGUCUUGGUUUGAUUCUGCUGCUGGAGGGGUGGGGUUUACUACUGGAGUCAAUGUCUUGAAGCAGGCAUCAAGGGAGGUUUGUACAGAGCUUUCCUUUUUCUCUUCAAAUGAUCUUCUAGCAGCUGAGGCCUCAGAAACUAUACGGAAACUAUGGUGAACCUCUCUGUAUAUGGAUCUUGCUCCUCUAUCUUGGGCAUUUCUGCUUCAAUGAGAUGAAAGGCUUCAGCUAACUCUUUCAUCAAAAACUUUUUCAGUUCUAGAGAUUUUAGGUCCUGGCCUUCAAAUGCUAUCAUUUGCUGCUGUAGUUCCAUAAGGUCUUCAUUGGUUAGUUCUUUGGCGUGGGAGUCAAGUCACUCUACAACAUUAUUUUCUCUGUUGUUUAACUGCAGCUAAUUACCAAUAUCAACCACACCUUGCCUGGCUUUGGCGAUGUUGUCAGUUGUUGUUAGGUGCUGUUGAGUAGGUUCUGACUCAGUGAUCCUAUGUACAAUAGAACGAAACACUGUCCAUUCCUGUGCCAUCCUCACAAUCUUUGCUACAUUUGAGCCCAUUGUUGCAGCCACUGUGUCAAUCCAUCUCAUUGAGGGUCUUUCUCUUUUUCAACAACCCUUCACUUUACCAAGCAUGAUGCCCUUCUCCAGCAUGAUGCCCUUCUCCAGGGACUAGUCCCUUCUGAUAACAUGGCCAAAAUACGUGUUACUAAGUCUCAUCAUUCUUGCUUUCAAGGAGCACUUUGGCUAUACUUCUUCCAAGACGGAUUUGUUCGUUCUUCUGGCAGUCCAUAGUAUAUUCAAAAGCAUGGCAAACUGGAGGCAUAAUUUGUUCCACACUCCUUUCAUAUUUGACUGUUUCACUUCAUGUCGAGAACCAGCAAUAUUUCUGAUGGCAUCAUAAACAAAAAAAAAACCAAACCCAGUGCCGUCAAUUCUGACUCAUAGCGACCCUACAGGACAGAGAAGAACUGCCCCAUAGAGUUUCCAAGGGGCGCCUGGCAGGUUUAAACUGCCGACCUCUUGGUUAGCAGCCGUAGCACUUAACCACUAUGCCACCAGGGUUUCCGAUGGCAUCAUAGAUGUAAUAAUUCCUCCAGAACUCCAUUAAGCUCAUCACAUCAUCUCAGAUAGCCCUGACUUCUUGUGAGAUCAUGCACCGUCAUAAUAGGAGGCUAUGACUCCCUGGUCCAUUGGCUGAAAUAUGGAUGAGGUGUUGGGGGUAAAAAUAUGACCUUUAGGUUGGAGUGAAGAUCAUCUAAAAUACUUGAACGUACGAAUGUGUUGUCAAGCACAAGGAGAAUCUUGAAAAGGAAUUUUCUUGGUCAAGAAAUAACGUUCAACAGCAGGGACAAAAUGGUUCAAGAAUCAAUCUUCAAAGAUGGCAAUUUUAACUCAAGCCUUUGAAUUUGUCUAAUGAAUAACAGGAAGACAUGCCUUAAUAAUAGUAAGCUGACCUCGGAUUUAGGGAGCAAUACACAAGCGAAAACAUCAUUAAGGUCAUUAAGGUCGACUCUGAGGAGGCAGCUCUUCCCCAGUCAUCUUUUGAGUGCAUUCCAACCUGGGGGACUCAUCUUCCAGCACUAUAACAGACAAUGUUCCACUGCUAUUAAUAAGGUUUUCACUGGCGAAUGCUUUUCAGAAGUAGACUGUCGGGUCCUUCUUCCUAGUCUGUCUUAGUCUGGAAGCUCAGCUGAAACCUGUCCUCCGUGGGUGACCCUGCUGGUAUCUGAAUACCGGUGGCAUAGCUUCCAGCAUCACAGCAACACGCAAGCCCCCACAGUACAACAAACUGACAGACAUGUGAUGUGCGUCAGGGUUGUAUUCUUUCACCAUACCUAUUCAAUCUGUAUGCUGAGCAAAUAAUACGAGAAGCUGGACUAUAUGAAGAAGAAUGGGGCAUCAGGAUUGGAGGAAGACUUAUUAACAACCUGCGUCACACAGAUGACACAACCUUUCUUGCUGAAAGUGAAGAGGACUUGAAGCACUUACUAAUGAAGAUCAAAGACCACAGCCUUCAGUAUGGAUUGCACCUCAACAUAAAGAAAACAAAAACCCUCACAACCGGAUCAAUGAGCAACAUCAUGAUAAACAGAAAAGACUGAAGUUGUCAAGGAUUUCAUUUUACUUGGAUCCACAAUCAACAGCCAUGGAAGCAGCAGUCAAGAAAUCAAAAGACACAUUGCAUUGGGUAAAUCUGCUGCAAAAGACCUCUUUAAAGUGUUGAAGAGCAAAGAUGUCACCUUGAAGACUAAGGUGUGCCUGCCUGACCCAAGCCAUGGUGUUUUCAAUCACAUCAUAUGCAUGUGAAAGCUGGACAAUGAAUAAGGAAGGCUGAAGAAGAAUUGAUGCUUUUGAAUUGUGUUGGCGAAAAAUAUUAAAUAUAUCAUGGAGUGCCAAAAGAACGAACAAAUCUGUCUUAGAAGAAGUACAACCAGAAUGCUCCUUGGAAGCAAGGAAGGCGAGACUGCGUCUUACAUACUUUUAACAUGUUGUCAGGAGGGAUCAGUCCCUGGAGAAGGCCAUCAUGCUUGGUAGAGUACAGGGUCAGCGGAAAAGAGGAAGACCCUCGACGAGGUGGAUUGCAACAAUGAGCUCAAGCACAACAACAAUUGUGGGGAUGGCUCAGGACUGGGCAGUGUUUCGUUCUGUUAUGCAUGGGGUUGCUAUGAGUCAGAGCCGACUCGAUGGCACCUGACGACGACAACAACAACACACAAGCAAAGACUUGAGCUUGAAAUCCCCAGAUGCGUUACCCUCAAGCAGUAACAUUAGUCUAGCCUUCGAUUCCUUAUGUACUGCUGCAUUUUUUUUCUUCUUUCAAAAUGUAGGUCUUUUCAGACAAUUUUCCCCCAAAAUAAGCCAGUCUUGUCUACAUUAAAUAUUUGAUCUGUGAAAUAGCCUCCCUCCUCAAUAAUUUUUUCAGCAUUUCAGAAAAAUCACAGCACUUACAUCGGCACUUGCUGCUUACCUUGCACUUGAAUGUUACGUAAAUUUGCCCUAACUUUGAAACAACUGAACCAGCUCCUACUUGCAACAAAGUCUUCAUCAAAAUCACCUUCACUUACUGUACAUGGGACUUUUUUUUUUAAACAUUUUUUGUGUUUUAGGUAAAUGUUUAUACAGCAAAGUAGUUUCCCAUUCAACAAUCUGAACACAAAUUGUAUCAAGUUUAUGCUGUCUUCAUAGAGUCAAUUAGGGAGUAUUCCUUCCUUUUCUAUGUUCUGUAGUAGUUUGAGUAGAACUGGCAUCAACUCUUCUCUAAAUGAUUGGUACAACUCUCCAGUGAAGCCAUCUGGGCCAGAUUUUUUUGUCAUUAGGAGUUUUUUCGAUGACAUCUUCAAUUUCUUCUCUUGUUGUAGGUCUCUAGGUUUUGUGCAUUUGUUUUAGUUUAGGUAGGCAGUGUGUUUUUAGAAAUCUGUCCAUUUCUUCUAGGUUUUUUAAUUUGUUAGGGUACAAUUUUUCAUAAUAUUCUGUCAUGAUUUUUUAAUUUUUUUAAAAUCUCAGUUGGUUCUGUUGUAAUGUCUCCCAUAUCAUUUAUUUCAGUUAUUUAUAUCUUCUCAUUUUUUUUUUUCCAUUAUCAUUUUGGCCAGGGAUUUGUCAACUUCAUGGAUCCUCUCAAGAACCAGCUGCUAGUCUUGUUGAUUCUAUUGUUUUUCUGUUUUCUAUAUUUUAUUUAUUCCUGCUCUGAUCUUUACUAUUUCCUUUCUUCUGGAGACUGUGGACUUCUUUUGCUGCUCCUUUUCUAUUUGUUUGAAUUUUAUGUUUAAGCUAUUGAUUUUGGACUUCACUUCUUUUUUGAUGUCUGCAUUUAUUGCUAUAAAUACUCCUCUGAGGACUUCUUGUUAUGUGUCCCAAAGAUUUUGGUAUGUUGUGUUUUCAUUCUCAUUUGGUUCUAAGAAUUUUUUAAAUUUCAUUUUUUUAAGUUCUUCUGUUACCCAAUAGAAGUAAGGUGUUAUCCAGUUGCCAUUUGUCUUGGUUAUCUUACGGUGCUAUAACAGAAAUACCACAAGUGGAGAUUUUAACAACCAGAAAUUUAUUCUCAUAGUCUAGGAGGCUAGAAGUGUGAACUCAGGGCAUCAGCUCCCAGGGAAGGUUUUCUCUGUCAGUUGUGGGAGAAGGUCCUUGUCAUCGAGCUUGCCCUGGUCUAGGAGCUUCUCAGCACAGGGAGCCCUGAGUCCAAAGCACACGCUGUUUCCUGUUUCUGGUGCUUCUCUCUUUGUGGUAUGAGGUCCCUCUCCUCUCUACUUAAUUCUCUAUUUUAUAUCUCAAAAGAGAUUGACUCAAGAUACAACCUAAUCUUGUAGAUUGAAUCCUGCCUCAUUAACAUAACUGCCUCCAAUCCUGCCUCAUUAACAUCACAGAGGUUAGGAUUUACAACACAUAGGAAAAUCACAUCAGAUCACAAAAUGGUAGACAACUACACAAUACUGGGAAUCAUAGCCUAGCCAAGUUGACACACAUUUUGGGGGACACACAAUUCAAUCCCUAACAUUUCUUCCUUUGGCCACUGUCAUGGAUUGAACUGUGUUCCACAAAAAUAUCUGUCGACUUGGUUAGGUCAUUAUAUGACUGUCCAUCAUUUUGUCAUAUGAUGUGAUCUCUCUAUGUGUUGUAAAUCCUAUAUCUGUGAUUUUGAGGAGAUGGAUUAUUGGCAGUUCUACCGAGAGCUACAAGAUUAAAUAGUGUCUUAAGCCAAUCUCUUUUGAGAUAUAAAAGAGCAAAGCAAGCAGAUAGACAUGGGGACCUCACACCACCAAGAAAGAAGCACUGGGAGCACCGUGCGUGUUUGGACCCAGGGUCUCUACACUGAGAAGCUCCUUGACCACAGGAAGAUUGACAAGGACCUUUCUCCAGAGCUGACAGAGAAAGCCUUCCCCUGAUCUGAAGCUGACCUGAAUUUGCACUUUCAGCCUACUAGACUGUGAGAGAAUAAAUUUCUCUUUGUUAAAACCAUUCCCUUGUGGUAUUUCUGUUAUAGCAGCACUAGAUGAUUAAAACAGCCCCCCAAAAUUCAUGUCCUCGACACAUGUAAAACACAUUCACCCCAUCAUAUCAUACCAAAAGUCUUAAAUCAACUCCGAGUCCAAAAUCUCCUGGGGGAAAAUUCCUCUUCACCUGUGAAGUAUAGAAUACAAGUCAUCAGCUUCUAAAGUACAAUGUUGACACAGGCACAGGUAGACAUUUCCAUUACAAAUGGGACAAAUUGGAGGGAAAGAAGAGAUAACAGGCACCCAACAAGUCAGCAGAACACAUUAGCUCACAAGCCUUGAAAAUAAUCCUCUGUUCUCUGACCAUUUAGGCAAUUAGGCCCUGGGUGUUGGCAGGUGUUGGCAAUACUCUCCAGAUUCUCAGUACAGACCCCUCAGGACUAAGCUUCAGCUCUGCCUUCCAGGCCCACUGGAACAGCAGAUCUGCUCCCUCAUACUCCUAGUCCAUCUGAGUGGCUACUCCACCCCCAGGCCUUGGCAGGCCCUGUUCUGCCCCUUGGGCAUGGCCGCCCCACCCCCUCAGCUUUGCGCAGCACAUCUGGACCCAUCCCGCUGGCACUCAUGAAAGACAGCCCCCAUGCUCCAGAACUGAGCU
This is a messenger RNA of Loxodonta africana (African savanna elephant), 15121 nucleotides long. Its product is annotated as zinc finger protein 420-like. The transcript has 4 exons. The coding region runs from base 2519 to 4249 and encodes 576 amino acids. The record is from RefSeq and is a predicted model, not a curated record. Gene Ontology annotation, biological process: regulation of DNA-templated transcription. Lineage: Eukaryota; Metazoa; Chordata; Mammalia; Proboscidea; Elephantidae. Gene Ontology annotation, cellular component: nucleus.